AUGCACCCUGAUGGAACUUUGUCGGUUAACUCCAUGAGUGAUGUAGACUUUGCAGGGCUGUACAAGGUGGAUCCCAUGGCUGAUGUAUCCAGUGCCAAAUCACGCAUGGGGUACAUUAUUGGGAUGGGUGGUUGCCCACUGGUUUGGAAAAGCCAUCAGCUUAUCCCCUGUGUGUGUCUUGGUACCACUGAAGCAGAGUACUAUUCCUUGUCACACUGCUUGAGAGUUCUGAUCCCCAUCAGGCGUGUGCUUGCGGAGCAUACCCAGCUCCUCAACGUCCCACAUGAAAUGAAGGUCACCAUCACGUCAGAGGCUUCCGAGGACAUAAGUGCCGCUCUGCUCCUGGCUCGUGAUCACCGUCUCUCGUCCAGGACGCGGUACUACCACACCCAGGCCCAUCACUUCUGGCAAUUUGUGGAUGAUGGUACCAUCAAGAUUGUCCCCUGUGAGUCAGCCCUGAUGGACGCAUAUUACUUCACCAAGGCAAUGCCACGAGAAGGCUUUGAGGCCAAUCGCAAGUGUGUCCAAGGUUGGUCGUUCUGCAACCUGAUCUUUUAG
Molecule: messenger RNA, 558 nt
Organism: Seminavis robusta
Lineage: Eukaryota; Bacillariophyta; Bacillariophyceae; Naviculales; Naviculaceae
Source: the annotation of a GenBank genome assembly